AUGAAUGUGCAUAAACCUCACACAGUCCAGGAAAAAAGGUCCUUGUCAUGGAUAGAAACUCGUAUUAUGGAGGAGAAGCGGCAUCACUUAAUCUCACUAAUCUAUACAAACGAUUCAGACCAGGCAACAGAAACAUCUCAUUACCUGGAAUGGCAGGUGCUAGAUGGAAGCUACGUCUACCAACACCAAAAGGCGUCGCUGUUCUAUGAAGAAAAGUUUAUACACAAAGUACCGGCCACGGACAAGGAAGCGCUACAAUCCCCUCUCAUGGGAUUUUUCGAAAAAACUAGGUGCCAUAACUUCUACCGAUUCGUAGCACAGUUCGACCAAACUCUGCCGGAGACAUGGAAAGGACUCAAUCCAUUCAAAGACAGCAUCACGGCCUACUACCAACAUUAUGGACUCGAGGAAAACACUGUAGACUUUCUCGGACAUGCAGUCGCAUUGCACACGUGUGACGAUUACAUGAAGGAACCCGCAUUCUUCACCAUCAUGAAAAUGAAAUUGUACAUGAACUCAUUGAUGAGGUUUGGUUCAUCGCCAUUCAUAUACCCGGUAUACGGUCUAGGAGGCAUACCAGAAGCGUUCUCCCGGAGGUGUGCUAUUUACAAUGGCACAUAUAUGCUGAACAAACCGAUUAAUGGAUUCGAGUUUGAUGAAGAGGGGAAAGUAUGCGGUGUCAAGACAGCAGAUGGGGAAGUGGCCAAAUGCUCAAUGGUGGUUUGCGAUCCCACCUACAUGGUUGACACUCUACCACACAAAGUUAAAAGCGUCGGGAAAGUCAUAAGAUGUAUAUGCAUACUUGGCAAACCCAUACCGGAGACUAACAAUGCAUCAUCUUGCCAAGUCAUUAUACCACAAAAACAACUCAAGAGGAAACACGAUAUAUACAUCACACUCGUCUCUCACUCACAUGGCGUAGCCACCAAGGGGAAGUACAUCGCCCUUAUAUCAACCACUGUCGAGACAAACGACCCCCAAAAGGAAAUCCAGCCCGCUCUAAAGAUCAUAGGAGAAAUAGAAGAAAAGUUUGUACAAGUAUCAGAAAUAUACGUCCCCACCGAAACGGUUGUGAAAGACAACAUUUUCGUAUCGGAAUCCUAUGACGCAACGUCACAUUUUGAAUCUGCUUCAAAUGACGUUCUGAAAAUGUGGGUUUAUAAUUCUCCAAACUCAAAGAUUCUCAGGUACCGGGAUAUCACUGGCAAAGAAUUGGAUCUUUCCAUGGUAGACAAUGACGAUAACGAAUCGGCGGAAGGGGAGUAA
This is a messenger RNA of Babesia sp. Xinjiang, 1266 nucleotides long. Its product is annotated as Guanosine nucleotide diphosphate dissociation inhibitor 1. The record is from RefSeq and is a predicted model, not a curated record. Bases 1 to 1266 code for a protein of 421 amino acids. Gene Ontology annotation, biological process: small GTPase-mediated signal transduction; protein transport; vesicle-mediated transport. Gene Ontology annotation, molecular function: Rab GDP-dissociation inhibitor activity. Gene Ontology annotation, cellular component: cytoplasm. NCBI's taxonomy places the organism in Eukaryota, Apicomplexa, Aconoidasida, Piroplasmida, Babesiidae. The transcript has 3 exons.